AUGACUGUAGCCAAGAUGUCCGUCUACAAGAGAAUGAUGCUGGCAUGUUGUUUUGAUUGCGGCCAUUCAGAGCGUGACUGCUCUUGCAUGUCAGCCAAUGAUAGUAACACGAAGGACACCCUUCAGCAGCGUGGCUUCCCUCUCUCUCCUGUCUCUCUUAAUGAUUGCUCGACAACUUUAAGUGCCUGUAAGUUGUCAACGUGACACAGCGUGUGUUAUCCAUGUUUGUGAUGUUCACUGUAUGUAUGUUUAUGUUCAUGUGGUACAAAGUCUGACUGAGUUUUCUGUGUCAUUUAAAAGGAAUCUAUAGUUUAAAUAUGGCAGUUUUGUUAGCUUCUGCCGUGAUUGUUGAUGUUGUUGGAUAUUAGUGUUAUGAUUUUGGUUAUUGUCUUCGUCCUGCUACUAGUGAAGAUGGUAGUUGUCUUGUAGCGCAUGCUAUGUUAGUCUAGCGUGUGUUGUGCUGGUGUUUCUUCAUAGUUUGUAUUUUGGUUUUACUUUAGUGUCAGAUCAUUUACUGCUUUAUUGUUGUUGUUUUAAAAAUGGAUAAUUUAUAUGGAUUCGUUCAAGAUGGGUAUGAAAUGAUGUAUCAUUAUUUUAUUGAAUUAUGAAAUGUAUUUAGUUGGUUACAGUACAUUUCUUACAUAUGAAGAAGUUUAGUUUAUUGACUAAAUUCUAUAUUUCUGCUAAUAUUUAGAUAUUUUGGGUGGACAGUACCAAUUCUGCUUGCCUUUAUUAUUUGGACAUCGUAGAAGGGUUUCAUAAUGCUGUGGCCUAUGUGGUACAUUUACUAGUGACCUGGAUCACUCAUCACAAAGAUGCUUUAAGAGUCCGGGCUAUAAGACACACAACCCAGCUUGCCAAGUAACAAGCCCCUGCAGAUAGAGACAGACAUGGAGCCAAGGGAGCUUUGUCUCUGAUAACUCAGGCCCCUACAGACAGAGACACUGACAUGGAGCCAAGGGAGCUUUGUCUCUGAUAACUCAGGCAUUUUAUAUCUCUCUGAGGUGUCGGCGCAUGACAUCAUUACGUUGUUGUUUGUGUCGGGGGAAAAUAAGUCCUGGGAAGAACAGAAUAUGCAAUGUGUUGUUACAUGUUACUUUGAUAUAUUAAGUCAGUCCAAAUUUGUUUAAGCAAACGUCUUUUGAUCAAAGCAGAUCUGCAGCACAUUGUUACAUCUCUGGGGCUAUCCUCUCCCCUCCAGCUGCAUCAUGUCUUCCAGGGCUGAUGUGGAUGUGACCAGCUGACUAGCUGUAGUCUGGCUGCAUGGAUAAGAUAGCAGAGAAUGCUCCAGAGUUGCUGUCUACACGGUGUGCGGUACGCUGAGGGCCUUACGCGGGCUGACAUGGAAAUUAUGUUUGCAUUUCUUUUUUUUUGAGUGCUACUGGUUAUCAUGAAACUCAGGGUGACAGUUCCUACCCACUAGGCAACCCAGAGCCCCCUCUCUCCUCUCUCUCUCCCUUCCUCUCUCCCUCUCCCCAUCUCUUGCUCUCUCUCGCUCUCUCCCCAUCUCUCUCCCCCCAGAGCCCCCUCUCUCCUCCUCUCUCUCUCCUUUCCUCUCUCCCCAUCUCUCUCUCCCUCUCGCUCUCUCUCCCCAUCUCUCUCUCUCUCCUCCCCCCAGAGCCCCCUCGUUGGGGGACAGAUGCUAGUCUGUUAGUCCUGUGCCGGCCGAUCGCAUGCGACAGAUGCCAGGACCAGCAUGGUCCCUGGUUGAACAUGUCCUGUCACAGUCCUGCCUUUAGCCCAAAGCCUGACCUUUAUAUUGUACUAUACAGGGAUGGGGAUACAAUGUGUAAGGUACUUAUGAACAUGCACUUUCUCCAAAAGCUGACUCACAGAAAGUAACUUCCAUGCAUCCAGAUGUUCCCAGGCAAUCCUGUGGACUCGGAUGUCCUAUUUCUUUUUCAUGGGGAGUAGGGAAAACCUUUCCUUUGUAAAUGUAGACCAUUCUGCUAUAGGCCUCUGUCAUCGAUGUAUGCUGUACAACUACGUUGCGCUGUCUAAGUAAGAAUAAGGUUGAUCAUUUUAAGUGAACCAUUCAUAAUUUCAGCUUGCUGACGGCAUCACCGCAAGUCAUUGAAACAUCCUUCUUUUUCUUAAUACAUAUUUAUUUUUCCAUUGCUUUGUCCAUAGGGUCUUCAAGACACACCACAGUUCAGUAGUGUCUUAAAGAGAUUCAACCCAACAGCGUCUUUAUAACCAACAUUAUAACCUGUAUUAUCAUGCUAUAUCAUUUGCUCUCAUUGCAACAACCCUGUAACCUAUCAUUGUAUCUGCAUUUUUCUCAGCAAAAAAUAACUAUAACGGAUAUAUCAAAUCAAGUAAGUUUUGAUUUCAAUGUAUGUUUUUAUUUGUUACUUAACGUCAUUAACCCUCCUCCCAGUCCCCUGUCCAUUCCCUGCCUCCAUCCUUCUGACUGUGUCUACCUCAUAUUUUCCUGUUUGCUCGUCAGUAGGGUUGGGGUCAAUUCCAUUUCAAUUCAGUUAAUUAAUUCAGGAAGUAAACUUAAAUUCCAAUUCCACUUUUCCUUAAUGGUUAUUUUUCUAAUUGGAGUAAAAUUGGAAAUGGAAUUCCAGUUUACUUCCUGGGUUGACUGCAUUUGAAUAGAAUUCACCUCAACCCUGCUCUUCAGUCACUCCUGUGUUUCACUGCUCAAUCAUUUCACAUCCUGAACCACUGACGUUGAUAAAGAGAUGUCGUGUGUUAUGUCCCUCUGGACUGGGCUGUGUGUCUUUGGGAGGGAGGCUAGUGUCUGUCUGAGGUUGCCCUGUGAUAAAACAUUGCUGUACAGUAAGCCUAACAUUGUACAUGAGGCAAAUUAAGUUUGUAUAACUCUCAUGAUAACAUUUUAUUGUAUCACAUGAUUUAUUAAUUUAAAAAUAUAUAUUGGUGGAAAAUACAGACCAAUACCUGUUUUUCAGUUUUAUUCCAAUUCUAUACUAUUCCAAUACUAUAUGUUUAAUUAAGUAUUAGUUGUAAUUUGAGCAGUAGAUGGUGCUACUGCUCUAAGGUAUCUCUGGAUGUUAGAGUUAAGAUCACUGGAAUGUAGAGUAAAGCACUCUAGUUCUCAGAUAACACUUACAGUAUGUCUGGAGAAUUUCAAGAGAACCUGGAAACAAACAGCUAUCAAAACCAAUGUCUAAAAUAGCUAUUGGAUCAAUUGUUUCAAUUUGGGGGGGGGGGGGGGGGGGGGGGGGGGGGGGUUGACAAUGAAAAAACAUAAUCUUCUACAUUAUUGAGCAUUAUUUAGGAGGGGUAUAGUACAGUGAGAAAAUAUUACUAUAGGCGAUCUACAGAGUUGAGGGUCCCAGGCAAUGAUUUAUAUAUACACUAGAUGACUUAUAGGGGGUGCUGUGUUGAAGCCACCACGCCUCCAUCUUGGCAGUCCCCCAUCAUUGUAAAAAAUAUUUUGGAAGCUAUAGAAAUGCAGUUAUUAAUUACUAUAUUAAUUUUUGCCAAGUUAAUUCUAUUACAGACACCUUAAUACAUACUUUAAAUUAUAUUAUGUGAGCUAAACAUAAAAAUACAAAAUAUAAAAUACAAAAACAUUUUCCUUAAAGUAUAAUUUUUUGAGAUUACUAAUGUUACUGUCCCCACUACAACAACGCACAAUAUCCCAUAACGACAAAGCAAAAACAGGUUUUUAGAAAUGUUUGCUAAUUUAUUACAAAUUAAAAACAGAAAUACCUUACUUACAUAAGUAUUCAGAUUUUCAGAAUGCACUGUACAUCCUUGGUCCUAGAUAGCCAGCACAUCUGCCACAAUGUGUUGUCCCUGCUGUAAAGCUGUGUGGGUUUGACAUGGGACAGAUGAAUGCAGGAGGUUUGGGGCUGGGACGGUAAUGUAUUAGACAGCUGACCGAUUAAAUAAUCAUCUCUACACCCUGGCUUCACUGGCUUCUGCUCCCAGCUAGCUUUCGGCGAGGUGGAAAUAUCUUUCUUCCUCCUAAUGGUAUUGUUAGAUUUUAGUCAUAUUUACCAUUUUUGUCUAGGAAACUAGAUAAGUAAAUAAACAAGUAGAUUUUGCAGCUUUGAUUAGGGAUUAAAAUAGUUGAUAUGUUAGAUUUAUUGUGAUAAACUGCGCUUAGUUCAUCCUCAUUCAGCAUUAUGCUAUUUUUCCUUUUCAGACACUGGUUGUAAAUGUCCGUUGUCAUGCCGUUGUUCUUAUAGUACAACAAUCCAAGUAACACCUGAAAGCCCUGCUGUUGAUUAAUUAAUGUUUAUUAUGAAUAUCAAAGUAAAUGUCAUAUCUAAAAUUUCAUUUUAAGAGUCUACUGGUUAAGUGGUGUUUAAUAACAAUGAGCUCCUUAAUUAUUUAACUGUUAGUAUUCUUGUGCCAUAUCCCCUACUUAAAAUAAUAAUGAAUGACACGACUGUGAAAAGAAAUCCACUAAUAUCCGACCCAUUAUAAUGUCAUUUUAAUUCAACCCCAUAGUAACUAAUUUGAGGACAGACUACAUUUCAUAAACUACAAUUAUAAUUUUUUGCUAAUUUUCAUUAUUUUCUAUCUGGCAGUUAAAGACGACACCCUUAUCAAAAGGUCAACCUAUCAGAACAAGUCUAUUAAAUUGAACCACAACUCCACGGCCCACCAUAAAGCAGCAACAGCCCACAGUGGAGUAGUACUGCCCGGCUUUGGGUCCGGCUCUGGGUCAGUUCCUCUAGUCAACAACCGUAAAGGAAGCCUGCAGCCUUCCAGGGAGCCCUCAGUGCUGAGGCGUAGCCUCCUGGGCUCCAGAGAGCUGGUCCAGGUGGCGAUGGGACCAGGUGGACCAGGAGGACCAGGGGGGCUGGCAGCAGAGGAGGCUAGCAGGCUCCAGAGGGCACGUAGCCUGCCAGUGAAAUACAGAUACCACCCCAGUCACUCCAGUAACACCACCCUGCUCAAUAUGAGACACUGUACAUGUAAGAAGCCCUCUCGCAUAGAGCCGCAGCAUGGUGUGGCUAGCUAGGCUAACUAGGCCCCUGCUCACCACCACUAGAUGACAACAGACAGUGCAUGUGUUUGAGACUGUGGCUGGGGUAGAGUGGAGAGAUUGCAAGCCCCCCCCCCCCGUGUUGCCCUUCCGUGCGGCACGGUGUGGCUAGACUAGCUAGGCCCGGCUCAACAAUACUAGCUAGCAUCAUAACGCAUGUGUUUGUGAGUGAGGCUGUUGCUAGGCUGGAGUGGAGGGGUUGCAAGCCCCCUUUGCGUUUCGCCUCUGUGCGGCACGGUGUGGCCAGGCCCGGCUCAACAGCUAACGUCACAACGCAUGUGUUUGUGACUGAAGAUAAGGCUGCUGCACUGCUAGGGUGGAGUGGAGUGGUUGCAUGUGUAGCAUUCCUUACUGAUGACCCAGUGUGUGCAGCUGUCAGCUGGGAGCUAUUAAAUAUUGAACAAACUGACUGAGGAAGAUGUGAACAAACGACCAGCCAUCUCCAAAAGAGUGUGUACGUGUGUUUGUGUGUGUGUGUGUUUGUGUGCCUGCGUGCAUGUGUGCGUGAGCAGCAUCCCACUCCACUGAAAGCCCCUAACUUACAGUGCUUUGUCCCAGUUUCCAUUAUUCUGUCAUAGGUAGACAUGCCAGCAGCGUUGAGAUUGGGCGUGUAGCCCAUCUUCAAAGGACCAUGAUAUUUGAGAUGUUAUUAAUUUGAAUGUAGGAGUUGCAUUCUAGUCUCCUUUGUAAAGGAAGGUCAGGUUGAAACACGUGUCGUGUUGACAGUCUGAAACAUCAUUUAAAACCACUUAGCGGCUUCUCCUGGUUUUGUCUGGGUGUGUCCCAAACGGCACCCUAUUCCCUAGUGCACUACUAUGGGCCCUGGUUAAAAGUAGUGCACUAUAUAGGGAAUAGGGUGCCAUUUGGGACAAAGUCCUGGUUUUGUAUAUCUAACUCGUUAUAACUCAACAUGGCUGCCAACAUGGCUAGUCGUGUGUUAAAGAUAAGUGAAUAGAAACGCUAACAUCCAAUGAGAGGCUUUUAGUAACAGUAUUAGUUAGAAGCUGUUAACUUGCUGUUUUUCUUUAUUUUUACUCAACAGAGGAGCUGUUUUUUAUUAUUUCUUUUUUUGUGUAUAAAUGUGAUAUCAGCUAGCGUAAAUUAAUUUCUACUCAAGGGUGAAACUUGUAAUUAAUUUUUCCGCAAAGAGAAGAGCAUGGGUUGGUGCAUGUAGUUUCACGUAGUGGUAAAAAACAAUGUCCAAGGGGCAGCUGAGCGGUGGAUAAAUCAUAGUGGCACUCAGACCAACCUAAUUACACGAGCCAAGGGCAUCGCAGUCAAUGUCGUCAGGCCCCGAGACGAGAGGAAACUGAAGACCAGCCACCUCAGAUGUGUUCAGACAUUGGAACAAAGGGGCCAUAUUUACGAUGUCAUCUCCGUGAUAUUAUGCUUUAUUAUCUUAAUUAGAUGAACGUUGUGAGGGAUUUUCAUAGCCAGCAGUAGAAGCAUGUUAAGUGUUUCUAAAGUAAUGAGUAGUCGCUAAUAGGACAUGGGCAUAUUGAAUUUUAAAUAAGAUUUGCUUAUAUUGGGUUAAUGUAUGUAUCACAGUCAGUCACACACUCCUAGUGAUACUAGGGGCUCGAUUCAAUCCGUAUCGCUGAAGUUCCUUUGAAUGAAGUUGCGAUUGAAAUUUAAAGGGAAUUUCCGAUUAAGCCGACAUAUGCAGUGUUUACCGUGAAUGCAGUCUCCGCUAACGCUGGAAUAUUGCCUUUAAAUUUCUAUUACGCUACGGAUUGAAUCGAGUCCUAGCUAGCUAAUUCCAUGGGUUGAUUCCAUACUGCAUUUUUUAAUUAAAACGAUUCAGAAAUGGUUUGCUUUAGGAGGAUGAUUACAAUUUGUAUAUUUCUAAAGAACGUGAACAAGAUAUACAGUAUUAAAGUAGAAACAUAUCACAAGGAAAAGAAAAGGUAUAAUUUGUAAAUGCCCUUCUAGUGUGGGCUUGGUAUUAUGGUGAUUCUUGGACUGUAUUGUGCAAUUGUUGUCAUAGAAUAUUCUACGCACAGUAUGUAGGCUACAGUAAGAGCUGAAAUGAGCACUUAUCAAAGUUUUACAGUAAGUCAGUUUUACACUAAGUCUGUUACAGAAAUGAUAUUUUACAUGAAGUCUGCUUUACAGCAAGUCAGUGGUACAUUAAAUCAGCAGCAUGAUGGGGAUGGCUCUGCAGCAUGUUGGAUCAUUAUGUUCACACACGCUGACUAUGUGCACAUGCAUUUUGGUUGAGUUGCAUUUUGGGGAUUUUGGACUGUUUGUCAAACAUGUCAGGUUGUAGUUGCAUACCAUGUGUCCUCCCGUCCCGUCCUGUCCUUACCCCAUCUCACCCUUUCCUCACCCCUUCCUCACCCCCUAGUCUCCCGUUCCUUAUUCUAACCUCUCUCUUACCUCUCUUUGGGAUCUUCUCUGACUUUUGUACUGAUUGUGUUGUCUUGGUGUCGUUACUUACAUACAGUAAAUGUAUGACUUACUGUAAGUGUUGUCACUCAGCCAUUCCUUUGCUCCCCACACUCUUGCCUGUGCUUGCAGUCGAAGAGGAGCAGCAGUCGACACUGUCGCCUAAAAAGAAACAACGCAAUGGAAACACCAGGAACUCGCCCAACGGUUCACCCAAAAUGAUGAGGUAGGACAACCGCUUCAAGAGAGAGCACUAUCUAUCAGUAAUGUUGUUUUCUAUUUCUUUAACCUAACAACUGUGUGAUAAGUGUCUCACGGAAUGAGACAAAGAAAAAGAAGGGACAGAGAACUCUGACGCUGAAGCAUUUUUACUCUGUCAGUUCGUCAGCGGUUAAUGACACAUAGAGCCUCAAUAUUUAUUUCACGAGAGAGACAGACCGACCGACCAUGAGAAUCUGUUGGAGAAAUACUCUAGCUUUAAGGCUUCAACUGCCACCCUCCUAAUCCCAUCCACAUGUACUGGAGUCUUUAAACAGCAGUGACACUAAUGACAUCACCAACCAAUCAGAGAGGCUCCUGUGGUUCUAUCGCCCGGGGCUACUCCUCUAUUGUAGCGAUCCCUUUGAGUUCUAUUUUUGGUUCAUAAGGCCACGGGUGAUGUGCACCAUCACCAUCCAAACUGAAAAUCAAAUGCUACCUUGCUUUUAUCUUGUCCCAUGGAAUUAAAUGAGUGUUUAUUGAUUUUGACGGGUGAUAGGGACUGCUAUUCAACACGAGGCCAUUAGAGGGAAUAGAAGAGUCGUUAUCAUUAAAGGGGAAAGGUAAUAGACGAACCAGGUCAGAGGGAAGUCACACAGCAGCGUAUGGAACAACUCCAAACCUCUCUGUAUAAAACGUGAUGGAAUUCUACUGUACAUUACUAAUCUAUAUACUUGUGUAAAAGUAAGUUGAAUUGAAGGUACUUCCAAGCAAGUUAUAAUACUAUACUUUGUAGUUAACCACAAACAUUUGUUCACCUGCUUACAUGAGGAAAUCACCUUUGUGCAGAAAACUAAGGAGUGUCCCUAUUCGUCACAUAAUGUAUGCAUGUUUUCUUUGAUCUGUUUGACUGGACAUUUUUCUUAGCAGGCAUUUGAUUUGCUUUAAAGUGGUGUCAGAGCUGUACAGUACCGCUUUAGGAGGUUUCCCUGGCUCCUGGGUAGGUAGUCGAAGACCUGGGGGUCUGUAAUGUUACUCAGACUAAGGCCUUUUCAUGUUGUAGCCCUUAGCUAAACGGACGCUAACACACCAGAGUCACACCAAAGUGUGUAAUGUACAGUGUUUAUUUUGUAUACAGCAGUACUGUGUGUCUAAGCCAAUUUCCCCUUCGGGGACAUGGAAGUUUAUCCUAUCGUAUCCUCUUCCUCUGUUAGUCAUGUUAAUACUGCUGGAUAUACAGGUGGAUCUGAUCUUUCAUAUAUGAACUACUUAGGAGCUACACGGUGCAUCGCCUGGCUGCAUGCGCUGUGGAGAAUGGGGGAUUGUUUGGGGUAGCCUCAGGGAUACUUUAUUUCUACAAGCGGAGAAAAAAAAAACAUUUGGUUAUGUAUACCAUGUCAAAUGGGUUUUCUACAGGACCUGGGGGCCCCACGGCCUCUGUAAAUAAGUAAUGAUCAACAGAUUGGCUGUGGGUUUUUGAAAAGCAUGCCUUUGUCAGUUUGUAUGAUGAGGGGUGCAUUUUCAAAGCCAUCGGCUGCUUUCAUUGCCUACUGGAGCGGAGCGGGACAGAGUGUUCAUCACGGCUAGGAGAGACUGCAGCUAUAGUGCUCUUACUAAAGGGAAUGCUGGAAGAGGAAAUUUGACACAAAUAAAAUGCCCAGCUUCUAGCAGAGUUUCUUCUCAGUUGAGCUGUCAACUCCUCUAGAAUUCAGUGAUUUUAUACGCUACUGAUGUUUUAUCUUUCAUGUUGAAAGUGAAUCUAAAUUCAUUCAUCACUAUGAUAGGCUUACAAGCUAGGCAAGCUAGGCUGGAGAAAUAUUACUCAUUAGAAUGUAAAAAAAAUACCUAACAUUUUUCUUGGAUCACGGAUGGAUCUGAAACCUAUGGCAUUCACAAAGAUUUCAACUCUGCUAAAUCUACACAGUGUGAAUAAUUAAACCCAUAGCCUACAGUAUGUGUUGAUGAAAGCAAUCAGCUGUGGAGAUACUAGGAGAUAUCGGCUGAGUCCCAAAUGGCACCCUGUUUCUUAAGUACAUAGUGCACUUCAUUUUGGUCAAAAGUAGUGCACUAUUUAGGGAAUAGAGUGCCAUUUGGGAUGCAAGAUGGUGAUAAAGCCAUCUCCUGAUGAUGGCAGUUAGAGAAUGUGACAUGUCACUGAAGUAACAAGUCACACCUCACCCCCUCCUCCACUAUCCUCCUUGACGAUUUCCUCCUCGCUGAAAUUAACACCAUUUCCAUACCUCUUGAUGGGCCAUGAGACACAUCUAAUUGUGGAAAGUCACAAAGCAUUUGCUCAUACCCGUCUGCACCGUGACACACAUGUCAUGUCGGGUACAGUGCGGCUGAGGCGAGCGGCGGUGUAGGCUAGUGACAGGCAGCCAGGCCGUCAUGGUUGAGUCCCAAAUGGCACCUCAUUCCCUAUGUAGUGCACUACUAAUGACCAGAGCCUCAUGGACCCUGGUCAAAAGUAGUGCACUAUAUAUAGGGAAUAGGGUGCCAUUUGGGAUGCAACCAGUGUGUCUGUGAGACUGUGAGAGAUAGCUAUCUUGGCAGACAGAGUCUCUGCCUCAAUCACCAGUCAUGGUGGGGAGUGGAUAUUGAAGUGACAGGCCUCCACUGAGUGAGUGGUGAAACAUGUGGCUCGUAAUGAAAUAUUUAGCUGGGCUGUAAAAGCACUAAAUGCUUUCACUCUUAUUAGCACCUGUUCUAGUCUUCCUUUCACCUUCCUACAGAUGAUUAAGAAUGCAACAUGUCAGGCCGUCAUUGUAAAUAAGAAUUUGUUCUUAAUUGACCUGCCUGGUAAAAUAAAGGUUUAAAAAAAGUCAAUUGAAAAUGUUAGAUCAGCCCAGCCAAAAUGUACAUAUACAAAGUACAUAUGAAGGAGCUAAUGGUUCAUACUUUGAACUAGAGGUAUAAACACAUGCAGGCAACUACUGAGACCAAUUGAUAAAAUACAUUGAGAUAACCAAUUGCUAAUAAAAGUGGAUGUUUGUGAUGAUCAACCAUUGUGAGAACUAGGCCUAUUUCAUAAAUUGUAUUCUCUUAAAAUGACCUGUUCAACAUAAACUACAUUACCAAAAGUAUGUGGACACCUGCUCGUCGAACAUCUCAUUCCAAAAUCCUGGGCAUUAAUGUGGAGUUGGUCCCCCUUUUGCUGCUAUAACAGCCUCCAUUCUUCUGGGAAGGCUUUCCACUAGAUGUUGGAACAUUGCUGCGGGAACUUGCUUCUAUUCAGCCACAAGAUCAUUAGUGAGGUCGGACACUGAUGUUGGGCGAUUAGGCCUGGCUCACAGUCGGCGUUCCAAUUCAUCCCAAAGGUGUUCGAUGGGGUUGAGGUCAGGGCUAUGUGCAGGCCAGUCAAGUUCUUCCUCACCGAUCUCGACAAACCAUUUCUGUAUGGACCUCGCUUUGUGCACAGGGGCAUUGUCAUGCUGAAACAAACUGUUGCCACAAAGUUGGAAGCACAGAAUCGUCUAGAAUGUCAUUGUAUACUGUAGCGUUAAGAUUUAUUGUGUGGCCUACCACUUCGUGGCUGAGCCGUUGUUGCUCCUAGACGUUUCCACUUCACAAUAACAACACUUAAAGUUGACCUGGGCAGCUCUAGGAUGGCAGAAAUUUGACGAACUGACUUGUUGGAAAGGUGGCAUCCUAUGACGGUGCCACGUUGAAAGUCACUGAGCUUUUAAGGCCAUUCUACUGCCAAUGUUGGUCUAUGGAGAUUGCAUGGCUGUGUGCUCGAUUUUAUACAGCAACGGGUGUGGCUGAACUAGCUGAAUCCACUAAUUUGAAGGGGUGUCCACAUACUUUUGUAUAAAUAGGGUAUAUUCACAUAUUUAAGUGUGGGUCAUGCACUAUACUAUAACAACCAAUACUUUACCUCCGCUAACCCUGUUUAAACACAACCUUUGUGUCUUUCACGUACAAAUAUGCGUCUUUUUGAAUUGUCAUUUUGAAUUGAGUUCUCCUGACAGAUUUGAGCUUGAGAAGUAGAAUGCAUUUUAAAAGGGGCAAUCUGCAGUUGCUUCAUCCAUUUUUGAACUUAUUAAUUAAUGAUAUGUACCCAUUGAUUCUUGAAGAUUAUAAUAAAUAUAAAUGCCUCAUGAGUUUAGUUCAACUGUUGUACCCCAUCAGAACCCAAAAUAUAAGCUUGUUUUACUCCAAUGUUUGUAAAAAAAGUAAAUCUAAAUAAACACUGUAUAGCCUCAAAACAUGGUUAAAACUAUAAUGUUGAUAUAAUGGAUGGUCAGUCCUUGCAUCCAUAGCUCUGUCCAUGAAUUUUAGAGUGGUUACAUUUCUCCAGCCCCAUCCCUCAGUUUUUUACCAAAACGGGCAGGAGGUCGCUUUGUUAUUGUUUCAACUGCUGAUUGCUGCUUUAAAGAAGGCGAUUGCCAGUGUUAUCCAACUACUUUCCUGAGAGAGAGGACAUUAUGGCUAUAGCCUUGGGUUAAAACCCCACAGGCAGACAUUUUGGGUCUCCUGUCUGAUGCAGCCUGAGGGAUUGUACUUUCAGUUGACACCAUCAUGCAUACUUAAAACCUUACUUAGGGUGGCAUUCUUCUAAUGUCCAUAAAGAUCAAAGAUACAGUGCUUUUAACUGAUAAAGUAUAUAAAGUAUUUAAAGGGAUGAAAACAAAGGUUUCCUGUGUAUAUUUCAGAGGGUACUAUCUUCAGGCAAAUGUAUUUGACAAAUCCAUGUUGUAACGAAAGCUAGUGACAAUGUAUGGAACUAAAAGUAGUAUUUAUUUUCAAAGAUAAAUAUGGUAACAGGCAUGCUUAUUUCUCUAGGCCUGUAGCACUUGAUGAUAAGGCGUUAUAUCCUAAAACACAAUUAUUAAUCCCAUAUAAAAUGUGCUUUAACCCUCAUACUACCGAUUGGCCCUAUUUGAAAUGAGAUACCUUUCCUCUCCACAACCUGAAUAUUACAACUGUUUUCAAAAGGACUGUAAAGAUCAUAUCUUUAACGUCAAAGCAUUCACAGUACAACCGCAGGUACCCUUGUUCGUAGACCAUUUAGUGGUCAGUGUAGGAUAGCAUCAAGCUCAGAUGCUCAGUAGAAAUGGGUUUGUUCGGUCCUGACACACACACUGCUCGGAUGCUAAAACAUUAAUGGCCUUCAGUUUGGAAAGCAAAUAUGAUUGGGCAAAUGGCUGAAAUAUUUAAAGUGCGGUCUGUUAAAGCUUUUACCGUGAGGAGUGCAGCGUCAGAAGCUGUAUGCUGUAAGGAGGCCGUAAUUGGUUGUCCAUGCUCAUACCAGUCAGAGGGUUUGUCCCAAAUUGCACCCUAUUCCCUAUAUAUUGAGCCCCAUGGGCCAUGGUCAAAAGUCAUAGUGCACUAUAUAGGGAGUAGAGUGCAAUUUGGGAGGCAUCCAGAAGCAGUGUAUUGCUGCCAUCUCCUUCCUUCUUCCUCCUCACCACUGUUGUAGAUGUCACUCACUCUGAUGACCCUGCAGUUUGUUGGCGUCUCCACUGAUGGCUUCUGUCAGGAAUAAGCAGAGGAAAAGAGGCUGAAAAGAAAAUUAUAACAUAAAGCUUUGACUUUGACUUUUAGUAAAAGUGAUUUGUUUGCAGAUCCCCUAAAAGGUUUUUUAUAUUAUAUUGAUGAGUAUGUUUUGAGGACGGAAACUGGAAUUUUAUGGGCAGUCCUGCUGAUAGCUUAUGUGAAAACCCGAAGGAGGUAAAGUGCUAUAUUGAGUGCAGGACACUAAACAAUAGUGAAAGAAGGUGCGAACACAUAGACACAUAGUUUGCGUCCCAAAGGCACCCUUUCCCCAUAUAGUGCACUGCUUUUGACCAAGGCCCAUAGUGCUCUGGUCAAAAGUAGCACGCUACAGUAUAUAGGGAAUAGGGUGCCAUUUGUGACACAUACAGUGCCUUCAAAAAGUAUUCAUACCCCUUGACUUAUUCCAACAUUUUGUUGUUACAGCCUGAAUUCAAAAUUGAUUAUUUAUUUUUUUCCUCACCCAUCUACACACAAUACCCUAUAAUGACAAAGUUAAAACAUGUUUUUAGAAUUUUUACAAAUGUAUUGAAAAUGAAAUACAGACAUAUCUAAUUUACAUAAGUAUUCACACCCCUGAGUCAAUACAUGUUAUAAUUACCUUUGGCAGCGAUUACAGCUGUGAGUCUUUCUGGGUAAGGCUCUAAGAACUUUGCACACCUGGAUUGUACAAUAUUUGCACAUUAUUAUUUUUACAAUUCUUCAUGCUCUGUCAAGUUGGUUCUUGAUCAUUGCUAGACAGCCAUUUUCCAGUCUUGCUAUAGAUUUUCAAGCCGAUUUAAGUCAAAACUGUAAAUAGGCAACUCAGAAACAUUCAAUGUCGUCCUGGUAAGUUAUUGUCCUGCUGAAAGGCAAAUUUGUCUGUUGGAAAGCAGACUGAACCAGGUUUUCCUCUAGGAUUUUGCCUGUGCUUAGCUCUAUUCCGUUUAUUUUUAUCCUAAAAAACUCCCUAGUCCUUGCCGAUGACAAGCAUACCCAUAACAUGAUGCAGCCACCACCAUGCUUGUAAAUAUGUAGAAUGGUACUCAGUGAUGUGUUGUAUUUGCCCCAAACAUAACGCUUUGUAUUCAGGACAGAAAGUUAAUUUCUUUGACACAUUUUUUAAAGUUUUACUUUAGUGCCUUAUUGCAAACAGGAUGCAUGUUUUGGAAUAUUUUUGUUCUGUACAGGCCUCUUUCUGUCAUUUAGGUUAGUAUUGUUGAGUAACUACAAUGUUGUUGAUCCAUCCUCAGUUUUUUCCUAUCACAGCCAUUCAACUGUUUUAAAGUCACCAUUGGCCUCAUGGUGAAAUCCCUGAGCGGUUUCCUUCCUCUCCGGCGACUGAGUUAGGAAAGGCGCCUGUAUCUUUGUAGUGACUGGGUGUAUUGAUACACCAUCCAAAGUGUAAUUAAUAACUGCACCAUGCUCAAAAGUAUAUUCAAUGUCUGUUUAUUUUUAUUUUCCCCAUCUACCAAUAGAUUCCCUUCUUUGCGAGGCAUUGGAAAACCUCCCUGCUCUUUGUGGUUGAAUCUGUGUUUGAAAUUCACUGCUCGACAGAUAAUUGUAUGUGUUGUAAAUGGCAAAAAACAUAAUUCCUCUUUGAUAUUAUGGGGUAUUGUAUGUAGACCAGUGACACAAAAUCUCAAUUUAAUCAAUUUUAAAUUAAUGUUGUAACACAACAAAAUGUGGAGAAAGUCAAGGAAUGUGAAUACUUUCUGAAGGCACUGUACAUACUGUAAGCAGCACUCAGGUUCCCUGAUCUGAAAUAGGUUUUUCUGAGAUGUAGACAAAACAUCCUUUACUAUCCAGAUGUUCUUUAUCUCUAGCUUGUAUGCAUGAUAUACUAUACCUCUAUCUGCUGAGCUGAACUAUAAACCAGAUGAAUAUGUCUCGCCAACUUUCAAGUUAUACGACCGCAUGUAAAUAAUGCUCAACAGUUUAUUGCCUUUCAUCUUGAUGUUGAAAUAUUGAGCAGCGGCUGCCGACCACACCAGUUCAUUACGUUUUAAAACGACACAACGACGACAAGCCUCCAAACCUCCCUCCAGGUCUAUCUCUCAUCCUUCCAUUUCUCUCCUCCCUCCCUCACUCCUUCUUUUGUUUGAUUAGGCAUGACCCUCUCCUCAUGCCGGGGAAUGAACAGAUUGAGAACAUGGAUGUGAACGUGAAGAAAUACGACUCCACAGGGAUGUUCCACUGGUGCCAGUCCAAAGACAUCGAGAAGGUCAUCUUGGUGGGUACCUCACUCCCUCACGCUUCUCCAUACUCCCUCACACUGAGGGGGGUCAUUCAUCAGUGGUUGCAUCCCAAAUGGCACCCUGUGUAUAGGACAUUUCUUAUACCAAUAUGCUGUAUUAGAAAUGGCAAAUUACGAUCUAAUAGACAGUCUAUUACAGUCAGUAGGCUAAUAAUAAUUUCAAGGGACACUUUCUUCUUUAGAAUAUUCAGAAUAACUGAACUGAAUGAGGAUAACAUUGGUUAGUAAUUCGCAGCCUGCAGGUAUAAUGCUUUAUUAUUUGUUAUAAGUAAGAGCCUUUCUAAUGUCCUUUUAUAAGACUUAUAUUAUGUCAAUGGAUUUUUUUCCCUGUCUCAGACCAGAAGUGAAGCAGCCAUGACUGUUCUAAGCGGCCACGUGGUCGUCUGUAUAUUUGGAGAUGCGAAGUCGGCUUUGGUGGGCCUUAGGAACCUUGUGAUGCCUCUGAGAGCUAGCAACUUCCACUACCACGAGCUGAAACCCAUCGUGUUUGUGGGUUCUCUGGAGUAUCUAAAGAGGGAAUGGGAGACCCUUCACAACUUCCCCAAAGUCUCCAUCUUACCUGUGAGUAGAGCUAAAUCACAUUUUGAUAAUUGAGGUCGUCAGUUUGUUUUCCUCCAGAAGAAAGACACAAAAGGAAUAUGAGUUAACUGAAACAGAGUUAACUAACUGAAACUGAGACUCAGCGAUAUGACGUGACCAUUCGCACUUUGUACAAUGACUAUCUUUGUUUAAUGUUAUCACACUGUUUAUACCUUUACAUUUUGGCUUUGUUCAAGUACAGUGGUGUAUAAGUUAUUACACUAACAAAUUGCUGUAAAUUUACAGUUACCUACUGGCUACUGUGCUGCCAGCAAUUUACUGUAAAAAUUACAGGAAAUGUUUUACAGUGUAUAGAAUAACAUUGUUUUACCUUUCUAUCCCUCUCCUGUCACAGGGCACAUCAUCACUUCUCUACUGUUAUAAUUUAUUAUAGAAUAACAAUGUUUGUUCAUCAUAUGUCACAGGGCACACCAUUAAGCCGGGCCGAUCUGAGGGCUGUCAAUAUCAACCUCUGUGACAUGUGUGUCAUCCUGUCGGCCAAUCAGAACAAUAUCGACGACGCGUCACUGCAGGACAAGGAAUGCAUCCUGGCGUCACUCAACAUCAAGUCCAUGCAGUUUGACGACAGCAUCGGGGUCUUGCAGGCUAGCUCCCAAGGUAAGGAAUGGGAAGGAGUAGGCCUAUCAUAGUUCAGUGCUCUGCCCAGAGGGGACAGGCCCUGGCAGGAAGAAUAUCCCUGAUCUGGUGUGUUUGACAGGAAAGCCUGGUGAUUAUUGGUCUUCAAUGACUAGAUAGCUUCUGAUUGGUUUCUUCGCAAUGUAAUUGGUUAUAAUCUGGCAUUAUCCUGUCAUAAAGCUUUACUUGAGAAAGCGAAGUAAAUUAAAUGUGUAUUUGCUUGUAGAUUAAAAUGCAAAUGAGGUAAUAAUAAAAAAUACAUAUUAUUAUUAACAUGUAAUCAAUCUGACGUUAUUAUAAUUUUUUUAAUAGUAGAUCAUUUAUGAAUAUUAUAUCAAACAAUUAUCGUGUGAGGAGUGGAAGUGGAGUGAGAUGGUAUUCAAUAAUGGCCUGCCACUCCCUGCCAUUGAAUGUAAUGUAAAUGAGACCUCUUGACAUGAAAAUACAUUUCUGUGCACUUUGGUUGUGUCUCUAAUACUUGUAUGACCUAGCGGUUUGCCUUAGUCAGCAGCAAGUCACUGAUGUCAAAACACGGACCAUGUAUAAUGCAUACAGCAUCGCUGAAUUCAUGUGUUUACUUGUCAGUUUGAGGAAAGCAAGAAAUGUCAAGUCAAUCUCACAUCACUUGUUUUAUUAUUUUGUGGCUUUAAUGGAAACAAAAUGUGCCACGUAACAUUUGUUAUGUUUUACGGAUGGCUGGAGGGACCUCUCAAGAAUAAUGCACUCAACAUUGUUUCAUAUUGUCUUACUACAAAUGAUUUGAAUGUGACCAAGAAUGGCUAAAAUAUAUAUAAACGUAUUAUUAAUAAAUCAUUAUUUUUACUUUAUUUCCUUUCUACUGAUAUACCUUCCUCAGGUAAUAGAUAAGUGAAGGGAAAGGGGGGUACCUAGUCAGUUGCACAACUGAAUGAUUUCAACCUAAAUGUUUAUUCCGCAUUUAACCCAACCCCUCUGAAUCGGAGAGGUGCGGAGGGCUGCCUUAAUCGACAUCCACGUCAUCGGAGCCCGUGGAACAGUGGGUUAACUGCCUUGCUCAGGGGCAGAACGACAGUGCUACAUAGCAGGAAUGUGUUAUGUAGUAAUAUUCAUAAAGCCUUUAUAACAGCUACAUAAGGCCUUUUAAUAUCUGUCAUAGGCAGUCAUUAACGUCUAUAUAUGUUUGCAUGUAGGUUUCACUCCUCCAGGCAUGGACAGGUCCUCUCCUGAAAACAGUCCAGUUCAUGGGGGGUUGGCCCGACAGGCUUCCAUCACAACAGGAGCCAACGUCCCCAUUAUCACUGAACUAGGUAUGUCAGCAGGUAUGAAUGAAAUGUCACUUUGACAAACUCUUUUAGGAGAAAAGUUUCAUGUAAUUAAAUUAAUACUUUUUUUGUAAUGAUUGUACCGUUUUGGAGUGACAGAAAAGCACCAAAAUGAAUUGCCUCAUUGAGAAUGUACUAUUUUUCCCCUAAUCUAAUCUAUUGUGGUAUAGUAAGAAUGUUUCAGGUUUUGACGAUGAAACCCAACCAAAACCAAACAGAGCAUAAUUCCUAAGUCAAUUACUGCUCUCUAACAUUCUGAAGAUAAUUUUCAUGUUUUUAACCAUGUAUGACUAAUACAUUAAUCUUAAUAACCUCUUGAGGCUGUGGUUGCAUCCCAAAUGGCACCCUAUUACUUAGGUAGUGCAUUACUUUUGACCCGGGCCCUGUGCCUUGGUCAAAAGUAGUGCACUAUGUAGGGAACAGGAUGACAUUUGGGAUGUAGCCCUAGUCUGGUUCAUUCCCAUGGUAUCACUUUGAGCACAUUGUACUAUGUUACUCUGAUGUUCUCUUGUUUUGGCCUAUUUUUUUAUUUAUUUCUUCAUCCCCCUGUUCUUUUCUUUCUCCUUUCUGAGAAUCACACCGUCCUUUCAUCCCAAUACAAGUCCUUGUGGCUGUUUCCAUAGUAGCAUCUUAGUUCUUCAUAGAUCAUAUAGUCUGGCCAAUGACCUCCUUCCUUUAAACACCCGGCUGGAAGUCCUGAUAGAAGUAGCAGUACUGAAACAAAACUCAACAUCAAUACUUUCUUUCUAAAAUAUUUGUGUUUUUUGUGCUCAAAGGCGUGUAAAAAAAUAAGAUUGACAGUUUUGAGGCAGUGAAAAGUAUGUUACAAGACUUUUUAAAUUAAUACGCUGAACAAAAAUAUAAACUGCAACGCACAAAAAGCUUAUUUCUCUCAAAUGUUGUGCAGAAAUUUGUUUACAUCCCUGUUAGUGAGCAUUUCUCCUUUGCCAAGAUAAUCCAUCCACCUGACUGUUGUGGCAUAGCAAGAACCUGAUUAAACAGCAUGAUCAUUACACAGGUGCACCUCGACCAAACCGGCCGCACGUGCGCAUCUAUCCCCACCAGACACGUUUAUCACACGCAGGUUAAAAUACCAAAACCAACUGUGAACCAACUCUAUUCAUUUGGAGACAGGUCGAAACACACAUGAAACAUCCAUGGACAUUUAGCUAGCUUGCUGUUGCUAGCUAAUUUGUCCUGGGAGAUAAACAUUGGGUUGUUAUUUUACCUGAAAUCCAUAAUGGUCCUAUUUUUUGCUGGAUCUUUGUAGAAUUUUGACCCAUUUUGAGUUAACACACAAUUUUGUAUCUCUACUUUGACAAUUAAUUCACAGGUAAAAGGAGAGACCUAGUUAGUUUUUUGUUAGUUUUCUUUAAUUAAUCUCUCCACAUUAAUCUUUCAAUCACCCACGUGGGUUAGUAUGCUUGUGAAAACCAAUGAGUAAAUGGUAAAGGCGGGACUUACAGCGCAUCAAGCCACACAAAUACAACCAAGUUCUAUUUUAGCGCCUGGCUAAGCAGACGCCCGUCGAUGCGCGAGUAGUUUGGAUUAAAUUUGUGAAUAACAUGUAUGUGUACAUUUAUUUUGCAAAUGCUCACGCACUCAACCUUGCCUGUCUAGUCAGCAUGUUACUGUCAAAGUCAACAACAUGUGUUUCAUGAUACUGUAGUAGCAGACACAUCAAUACGUUCAUAUUUGUAUGUCUCCACCAGUGAAUGACUCCAAUGUUCAGUUCCUGGACCAGGAUGAUGAUGAUGACCCUGACACAGAGUUGUACCUCACUCAGCCCUUCGCCUGUGGGACGGCCUUCGCAGUCAGUGUGCUGGAUUCCCUGAUGAGUGCGGUAAGACACAAAACCCGGACCUGAAGGCUUGUGUUGGCUCCCCUGAGCGAUUGCCUAGGCUUUAGCUCAGUGGGCUCGCCAGAGACCCGGGUUCGGAUCCCAGUUGGUAACGCAAAGUGCUUUAAAUGCACAAUCAAAGAAUUGGUUAGGAAAGUGUAACUAUAGAUGUUUUUAACUAAAAGGGAUCUACACAGACAUCAUCAUAUCAAGCAAAGUCUUUGUGGAAUCCCAUUGGUACAAUUGCAUUUUAUGUCCCGGUGUUUAAAACGCUCCAGGAAGACAGACAUGAAAGCCUGGCACUUUACCUGGUAUGAUGGCUUCAUCUGUCUACCUUUCACUUUGACUGCGGCUGAAAGAGAAGCUGCCUUCAAGUGCGAUUCAAUGUAGACAGAGGUCAUGCUACUUAAUAGAUAGGCCUCGUCCAUCAUUCUGCUCUGGAGCCCUGACAGCAGCCCAGGCAGGGGACAUGUCCCUGUGUAGAACAAACAAGGACAGACAGACAGACAGACAGACAGCUGAAGCUUCUAUAGUCUACAGCGUUAGAAAGGGGCAGACAUCACAGUACAGGCUCACUAAUUGGGAACAAAGCAGUGACCAAGAUGUGCAAGUUAUUAGGGAGAAGGGACCAAUAAAUAAAUAGUCCUGAACAUGUUCUCUAGUCUACAGUGGUGUUACAUACACUACCGGUCAAAUGUUUUAGAACACAUACUCAUUCAAGGAUUUUUCUUUAUUUGUACUACUUUCUACAUUGUAGAAUAAUAGUGAAGACAUCAAAACUAUGAAAUAACAGAUAUGGAAUCAUGUAGUAACCAAACAAGUGUUAAACCAAUCAAAAUAUAUUUGAGAUUUUUCCACCACCCUUUGCCUUGAUGACAGUUUUGCACACUCUUGGCAUUCUCUCAACCAACUUCACCUGGAAUGCUUUUCCAACAGUCUUAAAGGAGUUCCCACAUAUGCUGAGCACUUGUUGGCUGCUUUUCUUUCACUCUGCGGUCCGACUCAUCCCAAACCAUCUCAAUUUGGUUGAGGUCGGGGGAUUGUGGAGGCCAGGUCAUCUGAUGCAGCACUCCAUCACUCUACUUCUUGUGACCUGUACGCUCUCAUUGGCUGGCCCUCACUACAUAUUCGUCGCCAAACCCACUGGCUCCAGGUCAUCUAUAAAUCACUGCUAGGCAAAUCCCCGCCUUAUCUUAGCUCAUUGGUCACCAUAGCAACACCCACCCGUAGUAUGCGCUCCAGCAGGUAUAUCUCACUGGUCAUCCCCAAAGCCAACACCUCCUUUGGCCGCCAUUCCUUAUCUCCCUCACUAACUUUAAGCAUCAGUUGUCAGAGCAGCUUACCGAUCACUGCACCUGUACACAGCCCAUCUGUAAUUAGCCCACCCAACUACCUCAUCCCCAUAUUGUUAUUUAUUUUGCUCAUUUACACCCCAGUAUCUCUAUUUGCACAUCAUCUUCUGCACAUCUAUCACUCCAGUGUUAAUACUAAAUUUUAAUUACUUUGCACUAUGGCCUAUUUAUUGCCUUACCUCCAUAACUUACUACAUUUGCACACACUGUAUAUAGAUUUUCUAUUGUGUUUUUGACUGUACGUUUUUGUUUAUCCCAUAUAUAACUCUGUGUUGUUGUUAUUUUUAAUCGCACUGCUUUGCUUUACCUUGGCCAGGUCGCAGUUGUAAAUGAGAACUUGUUCUCAACUGGCUUACCUGGUUAAAUAAAGGUGAAAUAAAAUGAAAUAAAAUAAAAAUAAAAUAGCCCUUACACAGCCUGGAGGUGUGUUGGGUCAUUGUCCUGUUAAAAAACAAAUGAUAGUUCCACUAAGCCCAAACCAGAUGAGAUGGCGUAUCGCUGCAGAAUGCUGUGGUAGCCAUGCUGGUUAAGUGUGCCUUGAAUUCUAAAUAAAUCACAGACAUUGUCACCAGCAAAACACCCCCACACAAUAACACUUACUCCUCCAUGCUUUACGGUGGGAAAUACACAUACGGACAAAAUCCGUUCACCCACAUCGCGUCUCACAAAGACACAGCGAUUGGAACCAAAAAUCUCAAAUUUGGACUCCAGACCAAAGGACACAUUUCCACCAGUCUAAUGUCCAUUGCUCGUGUUUCUUGGCCCGAGCAAGUCUCUUCUUCUUAUUGGUGUCCUUUAGUAGUGGUUUCUUUGCAGCAAUUUGACCAAGAAGGCCUGAUUCACACAGUCUCCUCUGAACAGUUGAUGUUUAAAUGUGUCUGUUACUUAAACUCUGUGAAACAUUUAUUUGGGCUGCAAUUUCUGAGGCUGGUAACUCUAAUGAACUUAUCCUCUGCAGCAGUGGUAACUCUGGGUCUUCCUUUCCUGUGGCGGUCCUCAUGAGAGCCAGUUUCGUCAUAGCGCUUGAUGGUUUUUGCGACUGCACUUGAAGAAACUUUCAACGUUCUUGAAAUGUUCCGUAUUGACUGACCUUCAUGUCUUAAAGUAAUGAUGGACUGUCAUUUCUCUUUGCUUAUUUGAGCUGUUCUUGCCAUAAUAUGGACUUGGUCUUUUACCAAAUAGGGCUAUCUUCUGUAUACCCCCCUACCUUGUCACAACACAACUGAUUGGCUCAAACGCAUUAAGAAGGAAAGAAAUUCCACAAAUUAACUUAAGAAGGCACACCUGUUAAUUGAAACACAUUCCAGGUGACUACCUCAUGAAGCUGGUUGAGAGAAUGCCAAGAGUGUGCAAAGCUGUCAUCAAGGCAAAGGGUGGCUAUUUGAAGAAUCUCAAAUCUCAAAUAUAUUUUGAUUUGUUUAACACUUUUGGUUACUUCAUGAUUCCAUAUGUGUUAUUUCAUAGUUUUGAUGUCUUCACUAUUAUUCUACAAUGUAGAAAAUAGUACAAAUAAAGAAAAACCCUUGAAUGAGUAGGUGUUCAAAAACCUUUGACCGGAAUUGUAUUUAUUAUCCCAACAGUGCUACUCUGUCGUCUCUUCUCUAUCCAUCUAAACCUUUCGUUCCCGAUCUUACCACUCCUAAUAGUACGAAUAGCAUGAAUAUGUGAAGGAACAAGUCACUGUGGCUCUGUCUGAUGGACGUGAGAGAAGUGAGAGAGAGAGUAACCUGCAGUAAUUGGAAUAUCCUGUUUGUUCAGUGUGGGUGCAGGGCGACGUGAAGAGACAGGCCAGGGUUAGAUAGCACUUCAGGCUGCAUGGCACUUUGAGUGGAUUCAGUUGUGACUUUGGCUGUGUUUGCUUUGCUUAAGGAUCCUCCCUCUCUCUCUCUCUUUCUCUCUCUCCUUCUCCUUCAUCCUUUCAGACAUACUUCAAUGAUAAUAUCCUCACCCUGAUCCGGACGCUGGUAACAGGGGGAGCCACUCCGGAGCUGGAGGGUCUGUUGGCGGAGGAGAACGCGUUACGAGGAGGCUACAGCACGCCGCAGACCCUCGCUAACCGGGACAGGUGUCGCGUGGCACAGUUAGCCUUGUACGACGGGCCUUUCGCUGACUUGGGAGUAAGUGACUGGUUGUGUUUUGUCACCUCGGCUUGCAGUAGAGAGAAGUUCUUUGGGGCUGUUUGUUCAUCGAGGCCAGUAGGGGAGAACAAGGCGUGCGGAGACGGCUGGGUGAUACUGUAUAUCCAGGCCUAUGCAGUAUCUGUGACCCCUAUGGUAGCAAAUGCUGAACCGUACAAACAGUGGACAUGUUUAGAAUGAAAUUCGUUUUGAGAGAGAUAUACUAUGUUCAUAUGUAAAUGCACUUUUCAUUCACAUUCAAAAAUAUAUGUAUUUUUAAAUCAGCUUUUUUAUUUAGAUCUGUAUCAUUUGACAAACAUCAAAACUCAAUAUUAAACGUUCUGCUUCUCUGCCUUACAGGAUGGUGGUUGCUACGGUGACUUAUUUUGUAAAGCAUUAAAAACAUACAACAUGCUGUGCUUCGGAAUUUAUCGAUUAAGAGAUGCACAUUUAAACACACAAAGUCAUACAAGUCAAUGCACUAAACGGUGAGUAUGUUGUAGCUUAAAUUACUGUUGGCAGAAUGUCCACUACCCAGAAGGCAAAACUGGUUGCAAUGACAUUGUUACAACUAGAUUUCAACCGUUGUAAUAUGGUUGUAAUGACGACAUUUCAACCAGCUUUGGCAUCUGGUUCGAGCCACACUAGAUGCCGUGUCAUUUUGAUAAAUCAAUAGUAGAUAAUCUGUAUUGAUGACUCAUCACUGGCUCUUUCCUCUUUAGGUAUGUGAUAACCAACCCGCCCUAUGGUUUUGAGCUGGUGCCAUCAGACCUGAUCUUCUGCCUGAUGCAGUUUGACCACAACGCGGGUCAGUCCCGGGCCAGCCUCUCCCACAGUUCCCACUCCUCCCAUUCUUCCAGCAAAAAGAGCUCCUCCGUCCAUUCUCUCACUGCCACCAACCGCACCAACCGUGCCAAGAGCAGGGACUCACGGGAAAAACAGAAGUAUGUGCCCCUCUAAAGAUGGUUGCAUCCCAAAUGGUACCCUAUUCCCUAUAUAGUACACUACUUUUGACCAGAGCCCUAUUGGCCAGUUACUUAUGGUGAAAAAGGUUAAUAAAAUAAAAAGUGUUACUGCUUGGCAGUUAGUGUCUCUUUUGAAUCAUUACCAAUUUGGGGGCAAAAGCAAAAAAUAUGUUGGCGCUUUUAGGGUUAAGAGAAUAGGGUGCCAUUUGGGACGCAACCAUGUUUGUCUGAUUCUCUGUGUUUGUGUUUGUUGAGUAAUGCCUGUGAACUUUCUUAACUGUUGUCAAGUGUCCUAUCUGGUUUCUUCUCACUGAUUGACAUCGAUGGCUCUAUAACAUAGAAAUCAAAAUGGCUACUGAAGUGCCUUAAGUCGAUGAUGACAGCCAGUGCUUGACUUGGGCCAGAGCUGUCCGAAGCGCAGUACCGGCACUUUUAAUUUUGGGGGAAUUGCGUACUGGCUACUCUAUAAAACAAAGUAGCCUAUCGCCGGCCCAGAUUUACACACCGAGGCAAAAAAGGUUGAUCACAGCGGAAUGAAGGCAGGAUCUGCAUUGAAUAGCAAGGGAGAGUGGGCAUUCAUUUUUCUAAUUCCACUUUGUUCAAGUUUAUUUACCGCUAGUCUGUGAAUCGGCGAGUGACAGUAGACUGUUGGAGAUUGUGCAGACUGAAUGGCAUGGUGCGCUGUUCCAAGUUGUCAAAUGAAGGUUUAUAAGGUCAUGAAAAGUAAUGGAAAUCAGUUUCAUAAUUGUUGUUAAUGUAAUUCAUGAAAGCACACUUUUAAAUAUGAUCAAUCAAUAAAAAAAUGCCAUAUCAGACAUUAUGGGAAUGACCCUUCAGUGCAUGUCUGUGGUGCUGCAUGUGUGUCAGUGUGAGUGGGCCGUUGCCCGAGGAGAGAGAGCGCCACAUUUCAGCAGCAGGUAUAAAAUAAUGACCGACAACAGACUAACUAGAUGGCCAAUUCAAAACAUAACUUGUAGCAGUUAUUGUGCUAGUUAAAUAUAGCUAACUAAGCAUUAAUGUUGUUGUCGCCUUUCCAUCGUCACUGUAGAGCCUAAAUAAAUCUGCACCGUAGGAAAGCUGGGAUUCCCCUCUACGGAAAAAUAUGAAAAUGAAUGCGCUCUGGAUAAGAGCGUCUGCUAAAUUACUUAAAUGUAAAUGUAUUAAACAGUAAUUGCGACAACAUAAAAAAUAUUCUAAGAAUAGCCUAAUUGACAAAUAACUUGCUGUGCAUAGAUCUCCUCUGAAACAUGAAUAAUUGAGCCUUAUAUAUAAACAUGUCUAGUUAGAUACCUUGCUUUGAAGUAGCCUACAUUAUCCAUUUGAUCCCUGAUUUAUUUAACGAGGGAAUAAUUGUAUAAAGACAAAAGGAUUCGGUUGUAAUGUUGCACAAUGUUAUAUCAAGUGUGGAAACCAUCAUCCAGGAUAGCUACUGGGUGUGCAGGCUUUUGUUCAAGUCCCCAGAUCAAGGGCACAACGGCAGGAGGUGGUCGGUCUACAUGUGAUCAAACACAGCAGCCUUCCAAUGUCAAUAAUGCUUACUUUUUCAUUUAGGAUAUUAUAAUAAUAGUCAAUAAAAUGUGGUUAAAAGUCAUGGAGAAGUCAUUGAAAAUGUGUAUGAACCCUUAACAGUGAAUAAUCAGAGGUCUCUAUAGCAUAAUGUCAUUUGUGAAGUUUGGUAAACAUAGUCUAAUGGACCGACUUGGAAAAAGACAGCUCCUGCACUUCUUCCAUCGCAAGUCAAGCACUGAUAACAGCAAAAGGUAUUACUUGAUAUUAAGGUCCCUUAAUAAACCAUUUAUUAAUCAUUAUUCCUACAUUUGUAAAUGUCAAUAAGCAAUCUCUAAAUAGUCAUUUAAAAACGUUUUAAUUAUUUAUAAGAUAAUUAAUAAGGUGUUUGAUUAUAGUAUGGUCACAAUUUCAAAAUCAUUUAUAAUGUACUACCAGUGUACUUAUAAAGCAGUUAUUGUCAACUCAUCAGAUUAUUUGUAAGGCAUGUGUUAAUGGUUGAUUAAUGGUUUGACUCACCAUUUAUCUACAUAUUUAUAAAUGUAUUUAUCAAUGUCAUUAAUGGGAUAUUUAGUCAUUGUUAAUGAGUGCAUUUGUAAAUGUGAGUACAUGCAUUUACUAAUACAUCAUUUGAUUAAUGUAGCUCCUUGUAAACCAUUUACUAAUUAUUAAUAAACUAUUUUGCAGCCUCUAAUCUAAAGUGUGCACUAUAUAUACUUUAUACAUUUAUAAAUGACUUGUUACUCCCCAAAAGCUGGCCACAUUAGUAGACAAUAUUUGAUUCUCCACCAAUGGCUAAAAAUAACCUAAAACACACAAUGGUAAAAGAAGAAGUACACAAUAUAAUGUAGAUAUAAUAUAAUGUAUAAAAAAAUAUGGAAAAAACAGAGCAUCUCCAGAAUAAAUUGUAUUGCAUGAACUUCUUGCUUAAACAAUUUCAAUUACAUAUUUCAGAAGCUUCAUAACUUCAGCCAUUAACAAAGGCCUGAUAAAUCAAAAGUGAUCAUCAACUUCGGCAACUUGCACUGUUUAACACUAGUAUAGUCAGGCCUCGACGAAUACAAAUAGCCGCCAAUGCGUCAAAUAAAUCCAUUUAAUAUACACCAUCACAAAUAAACUUUUUUUCAGUUAAGGCAGGUUUUAAAAAACAUUAUGAUAUUAAGAAAAUGUAUUUCAAAAGAACAGAAUAGCAUAUUUGAAGUUUAUGGUCCUAUGCCAAUAUGUUUUCACUACAGUGACGAAUAAGGGAUAUGGCUUGAAAAUGUAUCUCAAUCCAGGGAUGGAAGCUGUCACUGUACUCCUAAUUAUCCCAUUAUCCAAGCCGCGAAAUUGAGAAGAUUGAAAUACUACUAGUUUUUUUUAUUAAACUGCCUUUUUCGUCAGCAUGCUAGGUUAACUAAUGCUAAAGCAGCCCAUUGGAUUCCACAACACUCCUGACAGCAACUCACCCCAAUGCUAGGCAUCACAUACUGUUUAUAAAUGGUUUAUUAAGCCAAGGGACCUUAAUAUAAAGUGUUACCCGGCUGAAUAUAAUGCAGAACAACAAAUACUACACUUGUAAUCUCUAAACAAGGAACUACUCACACAUACUGCAUACUGAGAGAUCAUUUGUGUGUGAUCUCCUUGAGAAUACUGAAGUUCAAGUAUGGGUUUACAGGAUAUCUUUAACAGUUACUCAGGUUGCUGAGUGAAUGCUACAACGGUUAGUACUGUAGGUGAGACUACAAAUAUACUUACAAGCUUCUUUUUAUUUAUUUGGUCUUAUAGCAUACUUAUUUUAGUAUUUUAAUAUAGGUGAAUGCCUAUUUUAGAUAUAUUAAUUUUGGAUGUUGCAUGCUUUUAAUAAUAUAUUUUUUAAUUACUGCGAAAUCAAAAAGAGGAGCAUUUAUACAGUAGUAUGUACAUUUACAUUUACAUUUUAGUCAUUUAGCAGACGCUCUUAUCCAGAGCGACUUACAGUUAGUGAGUACAUACAUCAUUUUUUUUAUACUGGCCCCCCAUGGGAAUCGAACCCACAACCCUGGCAUUGCAAACGCCAUGCUCUACCAAUUGAGCUACAUCCCUGCCGGUCAUUCCCUCCCCUACCCUGGACGACGCUGAGCCAAUUGUGCGCCGCCCCAUGAGUCUCCCGGUCGCGGCCGGCUACGACAGAGCCUGGAUUCGAACCAGGAUCUCUAGUGGCACAGCCAGCACUGCGAUGCAGUGCCUUAGACCACUGCGCCACUCGUACAACUCUGAACGCUUUGGAAACAAGCAUGGACAUUCUAUAGUUGCUUUGCAUUUGUAUACGCAUGUAGCGUACAUGCUGUAACAUCAAUUUAUCAAAUUAUAAUCAAAUUAAUUGAAACCAUGUUACCAUAAUACACUUUGAUGUGUUCAGUCAUUUUAGGGAUGAAAUUAAGCUAGCCCGCUAGCCAGAGGCUAGUAUUGUGUAUACUGGGCUAGUAGAAAAUCUGCCAAACUAGCCAGCCAGGCCAGUGAAAUGUUCAAAUAUGUCAUGGCACAGAUUUUGGACAUGAAUUUGUGAUCUACUAGCCCGGCCGGCCAGUGCCCAAAAUACUUAAAGGGAUACUUUGGGAUUUUGGCAAUGAGGCCCUUUAUCUACUGCUCCAGAGUCAGAUUUACAUUUACAUUUUAGUCAUUUAGCAGACGCUCUUAUCCAGAGCGACUUACAGUUAGUGAAUAUAUAUAUAUAUAUAUAUAUAUAUAUAUAUAUAUAUAUAUAUAUAUAUAUACACACACAGUGGGGAGAACAAGUAUUUGAUACACUGCCGAUUUUGCAGGUUUUCCUACUUACAAAGCAUGUAGAGGUCUGUAAUUUUUAUCAUAGGUACACUUCAACUGUGAGAGACGGAAUCUAAAACAAAAAUCCAGAAAAUCACAUUGUAUGAUUUUUAAGUAAUUAAUUUGCAUUUUAUUGCAUGACAUAAGUAUUUGAUCACCUACCAACCAGUAAGAAUACUGGCUCUCACAGACCUGUUAGUUUUUCUUUAAGAAGCCCUCCUGUUCUCCACUCAUUACCUAUAUUAACUGCACCUGUUUGAACUCGUUACCUGUAUAAAAGACACCUGUCCACACAUUCAAUCAAACAGACUCCAACCUCUUCACAAUGGCCAAGACCCGAGAGCUGUAUAAGGAAUAUGGUGCCAUUAGGGAUGACAUCUAUGGGUCCAUUUCAGCCAUUCCAGCUGACCCAAAGCUGAAUGCAUUGAUUGUUUAAACUAUUGUACUGUGGCGGUACAAUAGGAUAUUUGCAUUGCAUGACCACUGACAAACAACAGCAUGGUAAACUAUUCUAUAAAGAUAGCUUACUAUCUGACAUUAGGUCUCAUUCAGAGUAAACAAUACUGAUUUGGAAUGCUGAUGACAUAGCCUUGUAAUCACUUAAACAUUUUGGUAAAGUGAUUACAUUCCAAGUGGCACCCUAUUCCUAGUGCACUACUUUUGACCAGUCCCCUAUGGGCUCUGGUCAAAAGUAGUGCACUGUAUAGGGAAUAGGGUGCCAUUUGAGACGAUACCAGUAACAUCCACAAACCAUUAACGGUUUGAUUUCUGUUGUUUCUCAGAAAAGACUUGGUUUACAGAUGAGCCUGAGAACGCGGCCUACCACAGGAACAUUGACAUCAAGCCAAUGAGUACUGGUCACAGUAGUCACACAGCCAAUCACCAGGUCAACCAGAACCCUUACAAAUCCACCAACAACCAUAUUCCAUCCAUCAGAGAGGUGGAGGACGAAUGCUGA
Molecule: messenger RNA, 29328 nt
Organism: Coregonus sp. 'balchen'
Lineage: Eukaryota; Metazoa; Chordata; Actinopteri; Salmoniformes; Salmonidae
Source: the annotation of a GenBank genome assembly